Messenger RNA from Ambispora leptoticha, 393 nucleotides. Lineage: Eukaryota; Fungi; Glomeromycota; Glomeromycetes; Archaeosporales; Ambisporaceae. The record is from the annotation of a GenBank genome assembly.
AAAUCUAUCAACAAAGCCUCCAGGAGUGAUCAGGAUCAUAAUGAAUCAUUCAAAGAAUCCACAAAGAUCAAUGUCUUCAAGGAGGAGCUGGGCAAUGAAUUGCGAAACUCGUUUGUCAAUGACCUAAAGGAGCUGGGCAAUGAAUUACGAAACUCGGUUGUUAAUGUUUCAAAAGAGGCGCUAAGCCAUCUCAAUGACUCGAAAAAGGAGCUGUGCAAUGAAAUACGAAACUCGUUGAGGGAAUUUAAGGAAGAUUUGGUUGCAAGGGAGAUGAAAAAAACACGAGACUCGGAAUUUAAGGAAAGUUUGAAGAAAGAAGCAAGAGAGGAAGUUGCAAGAAAAUUGAAUGAUAGUGAUAAUGAAAAGAAUAACGAGAAUGUCGGUGGUAAUUAA